Messenger RNA from Chrysochloris asiatica (Cape golden mole), 380 nucleotides. RefSeq names its product potassium voltage-gated channel, Isk-related family, member 2 (gene KCNE2). Gene Ontology annotation, molecular function: delayed rectifier potassium channel activity; voltage-gated potassium channel activity involved in ventricular cardiac muscle cell action potential repolarization; potassium channel regulator activity. The transcript has a single exon. The coding region runs from base 9 to 380 and encodes 123 amino acids. The record is from RefSeq and is a predicted model, not a curated record. Gene Ontology annotation, biological process: negative regulation of delayed rectifier potassium channel activity; ventricular cardiac muscle cell action potential; regulation of heart rate by cardiac conduction. NCBI's taxonomy places the organism in Eukaryota, Metazoa, Chordata, Mammalia, Afrosoricida, Chrysochloridae. Gene Ontology annotation, cellular component: membrane.
AGGGAAACAUGCCUUCCUUAUCUAAUCUGACCCAGAUCCUGGAAGGUGCCUUCAAGAAGAUUUUUAUUACUUAUAUGGACAACUGGCGCAGGAACACCACAGCCGAACAAGAGGCCCUGCAAGCCAAGGUUGAUGCUGAGAACUUCUACUAUGUCAUUUUGUAUCUCAUGGUGAUGAUUGGAAUGUUCUCAUUCAUCAUUGUAGCCAUUCUGGUGAGUACGGUGAAAUCCAAGAGGCAAGAGCACUCCAAUGACCCCUACCACCAGUACAUUGUGGAUGAUUGGCGUGAAAAGUACAAAAGCCAAAUUCUGAAUCUAGAAGAUUCUCGGGCCACCAUUCAUGAGAACAUUGGUGCAACAGGGUUCAGAAUCUCUCCUUGA